Capronia coronata CBS 617.96 is the source of this 1731-nucleotide messenger RNA. RefSeq lists its product as uncharacterized. The transcript has a single exon. NCBI's taxonomy places the organism in Eukaryota, Fungi, Ascomycota, Eurotiomycetes, Chaetothyriales, Herpotrichiellaceae. The record is from RefSeq and is a predicted model, not a curated record. Bases 1 to 1731 code for a protein of 576 amino acids.
AUGACGCGCAGGAAGCGCACCCCUUCGCCGUCACCCUCCUCUCCUCAGAAACGCGUAGCAUUCGAAAUCCCCGCCUCGCUUCAGCAGUUCUCUACCAUCUCACGCUCACUAGCAACCAACAAGGAUCUCAACACGCCUGCGCCUUCAAGUUCGGGACAACACGUCACGCAUGCCGAGUCCCGGCCUCGACCGAGUCCUCAAGCGUUGUUACAACCCGCCGCGACGUUCUCUACGGGUCCUAAAAGUGGUGGGAAUGUAGCGCCGCAAAAACAGCCUUCUACGAAUGGGCAGACCUGGCAGGAACCUUUACAGAGAAACAAUCGCCCUCUGGCAUCCUCACGGCAAGGGGACGAGCCCGGGAGACACCCAAGCGUUGCGGGUGGCUUCCCGCAAUUCGCUCCUGCGCAAACCUCAGCUCUUGUCGCACCUACGUCCAUGAGCCUGCAAGUACAGAAGGAAGGUCUCCCAGCCGCCACUCCUUCUAUAGGCGAGGAGCCUGCUCUCAAACCGGGCGAAACACCCUCUUUGACCACCCACCCCAACCUGAUAGCAUCAUUGAUUGCCCAAAAGAGAGCAGAGAACGAGCAAAAGGGUAUGCGACAGAUCUGGGCUAGGAGGCAGGCAGAGUACCUAUCGUCGAAGUCCCCAUCAAGUCAGUUGGCGACUGAGUUGAGCACAGAGGCUGGCCGUAAUGAAGCGCCGAAUCCAGACUCUGGAGCCAUCUCUAACACUCUCCCUACCCGACCGAUGCAGCCCCGAGCUGCAUAUGCUCCGGCUCUCUCCCGCCUCGAGGUCCAGACGCCGGCCACCGAUUCUGUAUCUACACCUGCUACAGAGGCGUCGGCCAAGGACACAGAGACUCCAAAGCCACUGCUGGCGAGCGAGAACGAUUCCUUGUUUGGAUCUCCCUUCUCGUCGCCCAUGGCCGAAUUUUUAGAAAAGGCUACUGACAACGCUGGUUUGAAGGAAGGGGUUGAUCAAGGUAGUACAGCGAACACCAGAAUCUCUGCUGCUCCGACGUCUGUUGGACAAAAUCCGGAUGCAGCGAGACCGGCUGCGUCACAGCCCAGCGAGGCGCGGAACCCCUCUAGAGCUGUCACAAUCCCUCCGCUCUUCUCGGAUCAUCCGCAGCGUAGUCAGGUACCGCCGCAGAACCAAAUGUACCAUGGCGGCAUCGGGGCGAAUACAAGCAUGCCUCAGAAACAACUGGCUGCUAUGCAGAGACAGCAUCAACCGAAUCCGUCCGUUCCUGCCACGCAGCCUGGACCACGUCGAGGCUCUUUCAUGCCUACGUCUUCGGUGGCUUCACAUACGACUCCAACGCCGCAGAGGCAUCCUUACUUCCAGCAGACUCCUUCUCCCGGAGGGUAUUAUAAGGUCGACUUUCGAAACUCUUCCGGUGCAACUCCGAAUUCAGGCCCGAACGCUACAACCUUUUCUCCUCUGAUGUACGCAAAGUCUCCUGGCCAGGCAGAUCCGGGAUACCCGAGUUAUUCCAUAGGGAUGCUGCCGAUGUAUCCCGUGGCACAGCCACUGCAGGGCCAGAUCCCAGCGUACGGCGUUGAUCCCGCUCACGCUACGGCUACUCCCGCGGUCGUCGUGUCAGGCCCGCACCAAUUGAAACGGCAUUCGUUCAAUCCAAAUUCCCUCACUCCUGCAGAUAUGGUUGCGGGCAUCAACACGAGGUUUAAGAUCUCGACCAAGGAUGACUUUGUGGUGCCAAAGCGAUGA